AUGCCCCCCCAGCGACAGCAGGCGCAACCCGAGCCAGCCAAGCCCGUCCACCUUCUGACGCCGGGACUGUCUUCCCCCGAGGCCAGAAGAGAACUUGAAGCAGCUCUUUACAGUGAUGAUGUGGAUUUCAUCAGUGAUCUGAUUGCCUGUCUUCUUCAGGGCUGCUAUCAGCGCAGUGACAUUACAUCUCAGACAUUUCAUGGCUACCUUGAGGAUAUCAUCAACUACCGCUGGGAGCUGGAGGAAGGAAAGCCUAACCCCUUACGAGAAUCUACGUUCCAGGAGUUGCCAUUGCGUACCCGUGUGGAAAUCCUUCACCGCCUUUGUGAUUACCGACUUGAUGCUGAUGAUGUCUUUGACCUGCUCAAGGGUUUGGAUGCAGAUAGCCUCCGGGUGGAACCAUUGGGUGAGGAUAGCAAUGGUGCCCUCUACUGGUAUUUCUAUGGCACUCGAAUGUACAAAGAGGAACCAGCCAAACCAAAUGGAGAGCUGGCUUCAGAAAGGGGAAGUGGGACACAGGCAAGCACUCCAAGCAUUCCUGGGAAAGUAGUGAAAAGACGAGGACGACCCCCAAAACGGAAAAAAUUGCUGGAGGAGAAUCUCUUGAGAGAGAAGGCAGAAGAAAAUGCACUUGUGCAUGAGGCACAGAUGAGAAAUGGUUCUCAAGGACCAGGUCAUGGAACAUGGUGGUUGCUGUGUCAGACAGAAGAGGAGUGGAAGCAGGUCACAGAGAGCUUCCGAGAGAGAACGUCUUUGAGAGAGCGACAGCUCUACAAGCUCCUCAGUGAAGACUUUCUGCCAGAAAUCUGCAACAUGAUUGCACAAAAGGAGAAACGUUUGCAGAGGAUGGAAUUUUCUCCCAGAUGGAUAUCUGAUCAUCAGCACAUCAAACCAAUGCGGCAAGAGGUAACCCCAAUGGUGCUUAGCAGAAUGGAGAAGCAGAGACGUAGAGAAGAAGAGGAGGAGCGCCAAAUCCUUCUGGCAGUUCAGAAGAAGGAGCAGGAACAAAUGUUAAAGGAAGAGAGGAAGCGAGAAAUGGAGGAGAAAGUGAAGGCAGUGGAAGAACGAGCAAAGAGAAGGAAGCUCAGGGAAGAGGGGGCAUGCUUGCUGGCCCAGGGAAAGGAGCUUCCUCCAGAGCUUUCCCAUCUGGAUCCCAGCUCACCUGCUAGGGAGGAGAGGAAGGCCAAGGACCUCUUUGAACUGGAUGAUGAGUUUACAGCUAUGUACAAAGUUCUAGAUGUGGUGAAAGCCCACAAGGACUCCUGGCCUUUCUUGGAGCCAGUUGAUGAAUCCUAUGCUCCAAACUACUAUCAGAUCAUUAAGUCUCCCAUGGAUAUCUCUAGCAUGGAAAAGAAACUAAAUGGAGGACAAUACUACACCAAGGAACAAUUUGUGGGAGACAUGAAGACCAUGUUCAGGAACUGCCUUAAAUACAAUGGUGAAAACAGUGAAUACACUAAAAUGGCUUACAACUUGGAAAGAUGUUUUCACCGGGCAAUGAUGAAGCACUUCCCUGGAGAAGAUGGGGACACAGAUGAUGAGUUCUGGAUCAGAGAAGAUGGGAAGCGGGAGAAAAGAAGUCGUCGAACCAUACGCUGUAGUGUUUGGACACGAUCCAAGGACUCUGAAGGGCCCGGCAGGAAACAACAGCAUCUACAAAAUGGAGGAAAACUUCCACCACAUAGGGCAAAACAUCGAGUUCCCAGUUCUUCAUCUUCCUCCUUAUCCUCCUCUGUGGAAGAUCCAAGUAGCAGUUCGAUGCCACCCACUGGGGAGGUGGCCUCUUCCAAUGGCCGAGGCUUCCUGCAGUCACACCACUACGGUGGAAUGCCCAGCCAUGUAUCCCAUCCUGGGCAGAUGAGGCCAGCAGUGCCAGGACUGUUUGGCUCUCUGCAUGGGUCUGAUCCUGCAAAAGCAUAUGGAUCACCACGAGUACCAGAACCACACCCUGGUGAGCCAAGUCAGCAGCACCAGCACUUUGCCAUGCAGCCUACUGUUGGACUGAAUGAUCCCCGAGGACAUCGGCUUCCUGCUCCAGAAAAACAGGUGUGUGCAGGACCAAUGCCUGUCUCUGCAAUGGGACCACAGCCCGGAUCCCUGCAGCUUGUUCGGAUGAGUGGCCCUCCCACAGAUGCCAGUAUGUAUUCCCCUGCACAGUUCCAGCAAGGAUUUCUUUCUCCGAGGCACAAUGGACCUCCUAUGAGACAACCAGAGACCUCAGAGCUCCCUCCCAGCCAUAUGUACAGACCUUUUAAGUACCUAAACCGAGCACAUCCUGCUGUGUGGAAUGGAAGCCACGAGGCAGCAAACCAGAUGGCCCUGGGAGUGGACAAGAAGCUUCCCAUGGGCCCACGCCACCCUUUGCCACCUCGUGCUUUGAGUCACAUGAUGGACCCUCAGGCACUGAGGCCGCCCUUGCCACCCAAUCAGUGGACUGAGCAAUCCAAUUUCCUACCUCAUGGAGUUCCACCCUCAGGAUAUAUCCGACAACCAGGAAAAGCCACUGGUCAGAGAAUGCAGCAGCAGCUACCAGCCUCAUUGUUUGGGCCUCCCCCUCAAGUGCAGAGAGGAGGCCAGGGUGGGGAUUCCAUGAUGGACAGUCCAGAAAUGAUUGCCAUGCAGCAGCUGUCCUCCCGGGUAUGCCCACCUGGUGUGCCUUACCAUCCCCGUCAGCCUCCUCCCCCACACUUGCCUGGACCCUUCCCACAACUGGCCCGAGUGGCAUCUACCAACGUUCAGCAUCCAAAGCCAACUUUAGGGAAUGGGAACUCUCAGGAUGCCAGCCGAACAAUAGAUCCAGAGAACAACAGAGUGGACCCUCCAUCAGGAGUGGAAGAGAAAACUCAGUGUGUUGGCCUUCCAGAAGGGACAUACCCCAAGCUGCUACCUCAUUCCAAGUCCCCUUUGCAAACAGACUACUCCAGACCAAGCGUGACACAAGAAGGGGAUGGAAAUGAUUCUGGAACUAAAAAUGACCCAAAAGCAAUGCAGAACAAGAGCACAUGGUCAGCGGAGGGUAACUAUAUAAGCCCAGAAGCCCAGGGGUGUUCGAGGGACAUUUCAACAGCAACAGAAAGAGGAUCUGCCCCUGAAAAUGGUGCUGUAGGUGCCGAAGGGCCAUCCAGUGGAUCAGAAGGGAAAACAAUGCCUGCUAAUUUCUUGGAGAAGCCCCGUUGCGCUGGGGGGAAAAACCUGCUGGAAGCAACUGUGCCUUGCAUGGGACAGAGUACGAGUGCUCCUGCUGGUGUGGAUGGCAAUCCCGUGGGAGGCAGCACUGCCCAAUUUGGCCCUCUCUACAUGCACAGCUUGGAGUAUCCAAAUUCAGCUCCGCAUUACCACAUAAAUUCAGGACUGCAGGGGUUCAAUCCUAUGAUGGGAGGAAAGCCCCCUCCAGUGUCCCACACUCAACAUUUUCCUCCUCGGGGCUUUCAGCCCAAUAGCAGCCCCCCUGGUGUCUUCCCUCGCUAUCGUCCUCAUCAGGGAGUGCCAUAUCCUUACCAGCCUCAGCCCCCUCCUUCCUAUCACCACUACCAGCAGCCUCCUUAUUAUGCUUGCCCACAGGGUUACUCAGAGUGGCAGAGGCCUUUCCCUCCGCAGUCCAGUCCGACGGGGCAUCCGCCUGCCCAGCCCCCUCUGGCCAGGCCCCCUUUCUCAGACACAGGGACCAUGGGUGGCGGCAUGCAAGGCUGUGAGGUGGUCAGCGCUGCUUUGGCUUCCCCAAACCGAAUGGAUAUGGCAAGCGCCAAAGAGGUUCCAAGCAGUGGGCAAGAGCUGCCCCCAGAGGCUGAGAAACCAGAUGAGCCCCAGGAGAGGCCUGAGAGUCCCAAAGAGUUCCUUGAUUUGGACAACCAUAAUGCAGCUGCCAAGAGGCAGAGAACAGUGGCAACAGGGGAGUAUCUCUAUGGCUCCCCCCCUCCACCCAUGAGGUCUGGGAUUGGAUUUGGCCCGUCUGCUUUCCCACCCCAUGGCGUCAUGUUGCAGGCGGGGUCUCCUUACGCAUCACGGCAUCCAGCCAGUCACUUCCAGCCUAGGGCUUAUGGAUCCCCAGUGAAUGCUCACUUGUCAAACCGUUCGGCUGCCAAUCAAGUAAAUGGUCUCGCUCAUGAAGGACCUCUGUAUAGUUGCCAAGAAGAAAAUGUGGGACACUUUCAGGCCUUAAUGAUGGAACAGACGGGACGUGCAAGUGGCAUGGGGGGACUGUCCCCAAAUAUGUAUAGACCACCAGGAAUGCACAUGCACCAACCCCAAGCCCCAUUCCCAAAGGUGCCUCCAGCAACGCUACCCCGAGAAGAACUGCCGCCACAAAAACCAUCAGCAUUGCCACUGGAUCAAGAUUUACAUUUGACCAGUGAUCCUUCGGUGACAGAUUACUGCUGGGAAGCCCAACCGUAG
Messenger RNA from Gekko japonicus, 4392 nucleotides. It is a transcript of the gene CECR2, whose product is annotated as cat eye syndrome chromosome region, candidate 2. Gene Ontology annotation, cellular component: CERF complex. Bases 1 to 4392 code for a protein of 1463 amino acids. Gene Ontology annotation, biological process: chromatin remodeling. Gene Ontology annotation, molecular function: protein binding. Lineage: Eukaryota; Metazoa; Chordata; Lepidosauria; Squamata; Gekkonidae. The record is from RefSeq and is a predicted model, not a curated record. The transcript is spliced from 19 exons.